AUAAACGAAGUUCGCAGUCGCGUUGGGGGUUAGAACCUCAUUGGAAUAACUCAAAAUCUUCAGAUGCACAAAAACUUAUUAAUGCUAGAAGUGAAACAAUCUUGGAAAAACCAACGUUUAAGCCUUACGCCCAGUGUAACAGAUGCGUGUUGCCCGCGGAAGGAUUUUUUGAGUGGCAAAAACAAGGCGUCAAAAAGCAACCUUUUUACAUUCGUAGAGCAGAUGCAAAGUUGCUAUUGAUGGCUUGUAUAUAUUCACGAAGUAAGAAACACCAGUCGAAAGAGCCAAUAGAAACCUUUUGUAUUCUCACGUGCAAGAGCACUAAAGCGCUUCAUUGGUUGCACGACCGCAUGCCAGUUGUUCUUGAAGAUACGGUUGUUGAGAAGUGGCUUGAUUAUUCACUUGAAUACUCUGAAGUUCAGAAAUACUGUGUUCCUUAUGAAGGAGAUAUGGAGUGCUACCCCGUCGAUCCUGCAAUGUCCAACCCGACUUUUGACAAUGUUGACGUUAUAAAACGUUGGAGUUGCAAAUCGAUCCGUGAUUAUUUUUUGCACACAGAACAACAGAAUUCCCCGGAAAAAUUAAACAGUAAACGGAAGACGUGGACGCAUAAAGAUGAGUUCCAAGUAAUAUUACUGGUCCUAAGUUUUUUUUAAUUACCCUGAGACUGG
Molecule: messenger RNA, 671 nt
Organism: Zophobas morio
Lineage: Eukaryota; Metazoa; Arthropoda; Insecta; Coleoptera; Tenebrionidae
Product: abasic site processing protein HMCES-like
Exons: 8
Coding region: 240-656 (138 amino acids)
Biological process (GO): DNA damage response
Molecular function (GO): single-stranded DNA binding
Source: RefSeq, a predicted model, not a curated record